AUGCCUCAAUCAACUUUUAAACAAUAUUUUCUCCCCGAGAAGCGGGGAUUCCAAUGCCUGACCCUCCGUGAUGUUCCCAAGACUUCUCCCAAUUAUGGGCAGAUCCUGGUACGAAUCAAGGCGGUCUCUUUAAACUGGAGAGAUGGCAUCAUUGCUAUGGGAACUUACCCCUUUCCUGGCCCCGAUGCCCUUGUGCCCGGCAGUGACGGUGCAGGUAUCGUUGAGGAAGUCGGCGAAGGUGUCACUGAAUGGAAGGUUGGUGACCGGGUUCUUGCCAACUUCACCCAAGACCAUAUAGCUGGCCGACUCAACCCUCAAUCUCUCUUAUCCCAACUCGGAGGGGAGAUCCAAGGUCUUUUGGGGGAGUUUUUUAUUUUCCCAAAAACGGGAGUUGUUCGCAUUCCAGAUUAUCUCUCUUUCGAAGAAGCCUCCUGUCUCCCGUGUGCGGCCCUUACUGCCUGGAAUGCAUUGUACGGAUUGAGCCCUAUCCGGCCCGGUCAGACUGUUGUCUUACAAGGCACUGGUGGCGUCUCAACCUUUGGGUUGCAGAUUGCUGUUGCAGCUGGUGCAGAAACUAUUGUGACAUCGUCAUCAGAUGACAAAUUAGUCAAAGCGAAACAAUUGGGUGCAACCCACACAGUCAAUUACAAGACAAACCCAGACUGGGCUGCGGAGGUGAAGAGAAUCACGAACGGCCACGGAGCUGACCACAUAAUCGAAGUUGGUGGAACUCUCACUUUGCAGGCAUCAUUUGAUGCCAUCGCAUUGCAUGGGAUUAUCCAUUGUAUUGGGCAUAUCACGAACCCGGAUCCUCUGGGCGCAGGAAAAGAUCUUCGAGGGCCAGAUGCCGCGUUUCUGGCCUUGGAUCGACUCUGUAUUGUGCGUGGAGUGGUGGUGGGUUCGCGGGAGCAGCUGCAAGAUAUGUUGGAAUGUUUUGAUGCCAAGACUAUUAGGCCGGUGAUUGAUCGCAUCUUCGGGUUCGACAUGGCCAGAGCCGCGUAUGAGCACCUGUGGAGUUCGACGCAUACUGGAAAGGUUGUCAUCCGUGUGCCCUGA
Penicillium arizonense is the source of this 1056-nucleotide messenger RNA. RefSeq names its product zinc-dependent alcohol dehydrogenase family protein. The coding region runs from base 1 to 1056 and encodes 351 amino acids. The transcript is spliced from 2 exons. The record is from RefSeq and is a predicted model, not a curated record. Gene Ontology annotation, molecular function: oxidoreductase activity. Lineage: Eukaryota; Fungi; Ascomycota; Eurotiomycetes; Eurotiales; Aspergillaceae.